CAGAGAAGAAGAAGGAGCGAAAGGCCAACUUUACCCAGAAUGAAAUAUUACGACUGCUCGAGCUGGUGGAAAAGGACUUCAGAACGAUAGAUUCGAAAUUCACGGAUCAAGUGACAAACGUGAGGAAGGGGGAAUGCUGGAAAGCAAUAGCAAAGAAAGUGAAGCCGAUUUCUCCCCCUGACGUAACUCGCACUGUGGAUCAGCUGAAAAAAAAGUGGGAUGACAUGAAAACACGGGCGAAGAAGAAUGCGAAUAAAGAAAGGGCUGAAGAUGGAAAAACGGGCAAUGUGAGAGCAGAUGAUAAUAGCCAGAUGACGCGCGGAUAUAGACAGAAGGGUGAUUGGUCUUAUUGGAGCAACUAGAACCUAUGGCAUAGUGGGAGGGUUCGACACUGCUGACCCCGGCCUGGCUGUCCCCAUGCCCAAGGCGAAACGACAAAAGAAUUCAUGUGAGGUAGCCACGUUGUCCAUUCCUGUAGUGGAACCCGAGACAACCACACUGUCUGUGCCUGUACUGGAAUCCGACGCAGAUGACCAGGAUGAACUGUCUUUGUGGUCUGGUGACCUUUUCUCGACAAACCCAGAUGACGAGAUCCUCCCCGUUGCAUCUGUACUACAAAGUAAAGCCAGCCGUCUACCGAGCACAGCAACCAAUACACGGCCGCCCAGCCAACCAGCUACCAGCCGAACGCGCAGCCCGGUAACCACCCGAACGUCUAGCGCAGCAACCACCCGACCGUCAAGCCCAGCACCUUCAUCGGUCAGCAUUGAGCUCCUGGCAGUGGAAAAGGAGAAGCUGGAAAUCGACAAGCGUCGACUUCAAGUAGAACAGAAAACUCUGUCGGUGCUUGAGCAGUCGCUUGAGAUUAAACGUGAAGAGGUAAAUCAGCAGAAGCAACGUUCAACGGGUGCAUUUGAGUCUUCUGAUGAUGAGAGGCUGCAGAGUGCCAAGAACAUUUUCGAACAAAUUAUGAGAAAUUAAGUGUCAGUCCAUGAUACCACCAUGCAGAGGGUGGCAAGGUGGGGGUCAACCGUUUUUAACGAGAUUAGGUAUGCAAGAUCCUUCCACUAAGACAUCAUUACACAGCAAUUGAUGACUCUCAAAAAUCACUAGCAACCGAGUUAGGGGCAGGCCUAGUUAGGGGGCUUGUUUUAGCUUUUUUCCCCCUAUUUUUUGUGUAUUUUUGGGUCAAUGUUGGGCACUCCUGCAGAGACUAAAAAAAAUAGCUGGAUUUUCCCCCUUUGUAUGAUGGAAGUAUUUGAUGAGAUCUUCCAUUCUGCAACAGGUCAUUGAGUAACACUUCAUACUUUGGUCGUGCUAGGCCUAGUAAUUAUGCAUACCUAGGGGCAGUGCUUAGGAAGAGCUCUCUAUCGACGCUCAUAUCUCCAACACUGCAGGUCUUUGAAUGCUGUGGCUUGCACAUGAUAAAGGUAAUGAUACCUACUUUCAAAAUCAGAAAUAAAAUUUCCGGCCGCUUUUACUGUUUUCCCAGGAUAAACCAAGGAAAAAGUGCUAUUUUCCACCAAAAUGACACUCAUUGGCUAGUGCUGCCACCUUGUGUACACUUGAUGAAUUAUAAAAUAAAUGCAUAAUGAACACAUAAUUUAUGCUUGGUGCUGGCCAUGAGGAUUAGUAGUUACUGUCAACCACCAUGAUCACCCCCCCCCCAUGCCUAGGCCUACUAACCUAU
Lineus longissimus is the source of this 1690-nucleotide messenger RNA. RefSeq lists its product as uncharacterized. The record is from RefSeq and is a predicted model, not a curated record. The coding region runs from base 418 to 981 and encodes 187 amino acids. The transcript is spliced from 2 exons. Lineage: Eukaryota; Metazoa; Nemertea; Pilidiophora; Heteronemertea; Lineidae.